Molecule: messenger RNA, 2046 nt
Organism: Chenopodium quinoa (quinoa)
Lineage: Eukaryota; Viridiplantae; Streptophyta; Magnoliopsida; Caryophyllales; Amaranthaceae
Product: plastidal glycolate/glycerate translocator 1, chloroplastic-like
Exons: 8
Coding region: 234-1793 (519 amino acids)
Source: RefSeq, a predicted model, not a curated record
UUCACACAUUCAACUAAUCAAAGCCACACUCAGAAAUUUCUCCGGGAGAUUACCCCUUCUUAGCUCUUUGAUAAGAACGGCCAUUUUGUAUCCAUACAAACAGUUUAAAGGCCCCCACAAAACCAAAAUAAUUUGAGAAUUUCAGCCAAAAAAUAUGCCACAAAAACCCCACCAAAAUCACAAUUUUCGUUACCCUCAAACUAACUCUCUCAAUACUAUCAUCCUAUACUACCAUGGCUACUGCCAUGGCAGUUGCAACAACUAAUCUGUCUUUUAGCCCUUUGACUAAUCGCAAAAUGAUGAACACAAAACUUGUUAGGGGAAAAUCCCAGGUUUCCUUUAAUGUAGGUGUUAAUCCCAUUAAAUGUCAAUCAAAUAAUGAAAAAUCAGGGGCACCCAUUAAAUUUGUUGGUUCUGGGUAUCGAUUUUUGCAACUGGGUCCUCAUAAAACUCAUUCAAAUCGAUCAAUUUUGGCAAAAUCACUUGGUUCUAGUUCUAAAGAUGGUGUUACUUCCUCAAUCUUUCAAACUGUGGUGGGUGUACUGCAUUUGGUUGUUUCACUGGGGAUUAUAUUGGCGAUGGAUAAGUUGCUGAAGCAGGCUUUUGUAGCUGCAUCAAUUCAAUUCCCAAGUGCAUUAUUUGGAAUGUUUUGUACAUUUUCAGUUCUAACAAUCCUUGAUACUAUAGUUCCGGCUGCUGCAGCGGGUUUGAUGAGCUUUUUUGAGCCAGCCCUUUUGUUCAUUCAAAGAUGGCUUCCAUUGUUCUAUGUUCCUUCACUGGUAAUUUUGCCUCUUGCUGUAAGAGAUAUACCCGCGGCUUCUGGAUUGAAGAUCGUUGGCAUUCUAGCUGGUGGGUGGCUAGCUUCUCUUUGUGUUGCUGCAUAUACAGCUAUAGCUGUGAGGAACCUCGUCAAGACAGAAAUGAUGCCUGCUGAGCCUAUGGCAAAACCACCUCCCUUUUCUGCUACUGAAGUGUGGGCUUGGAGUGGCAUUUUCAUUGCAUCAUUUGCUGGCGCAUACCUAUACCCAACAAUACUGGGAACUGCUGCUCGCACCUGCCUUCCAUUCUUGCUUUCAGCGACAGUACUAGGCUACAUGAUUGGCUCUGGGUUACCUUCUGCUCUAAAGAUGCUGUUUCAUCCAAUUAUCUGUUGUGCACUUUCAGCGGAUUUGGCAGCCUUUGCCUUUGGGUACAUCUCAAAAUCUGGAAUGGAUCCUGUUUUAGGAUAUUAUUUAACCAAGGUGUCAACAAACCCUGGAGCUGGUGACAUUUUGAUGGGAUUCUUGGGAUCAGUUAUCAUUUCAUUUGCCUUUUCGAUGUUCAAACAGAGAAAGCUCGUGAAGAGGCAUGCAGCAGAGAUCUUCACUUCUAUCAUUGUCGCAACACUAUUCUCUUUGUAUUCAACUGCUCUUGUAGGGCGUCUUGUUGGGCUUGAACGAUCUUUGACUAUCUCGAUUUUACCACGGUGUAUCACUGUGGCUUUGGCCCUCAGCAUUGUCUCUUUAUUUGAAGGUACAAAUUCGUCCCUUACUGCUGCUGUGGUGGUGCUGACUGGUCUUGUUGGGGCCAACUUUGUGCAAUUUGUGCUUGAUAAGCUACAGUUCCGUGAUCCCAUAGCUCGAGGAAUAGCUACGGCAUCUAGUGCUCAUGGGUUAGGAACAGCAGCUUUGUCAGCAAAGGAACCGGAGGCACUCCCUUUCUGUGCAAUUGCGUAUGCACUCACUGGAAUCUUUGGCUCCCUUCUAUGCUCAGUUCCUGCUGUCCGCCAAAGUCUGCUUGCUGUGGUUGGUUGAUUUUUUAUUGCUUCAUUCGUUGUAAAUUUUUUCCAGAUAUUACGAAGUAACAUAAACUUCCUAUGUACAUUGACGCAUUGUACAUAUUGUGGCAAAGUAUUUUCUUUUUCUUUGUAGAUAAUAAGAGUUUCAACCUAUUUUUUGCACAUUGUCUAUUUUAAGUUGUCCUCAAAUGUUUAUCAAAGACUAUCUUUGAUGGACUCUUUCACAACCAGGCGACGAAAUUGAAGGGAGAAUGUAAACAUUUGCUGAA